AAGUGACGCACGGCGGGGUUGCCGGAAGAAGUGGCGAAGUUACUUUUGAAGGGACCUGAGUAGCGGCGGCGUGUCAGGGGCUACCGAGGAGGAAGAAGAGACGCAGAGCAAGGGGACGGAGGCAGUAGCUCGCGCCUCCACAGGCUGUUUCCAGGGCAACGGGAGUAGGAGACCCCGCGAGAGACCGCCCACGAGACCCCCGCGCGCAGCCAUGAGCCCCGCCCCCUAUUGGUGCUCGGAGAGGGGCGGGACCUGGAGCGAGGCUGCUCCGUGACCCCACUAUGUCCUCCCCCACCACGAGUUCCCUGGACACCCCACUGCCUGGAAAUGGACCCCCACAGCCCGGCGCCCCCUCUUCUUCACCCACUGUAAAGGAGGAGGGUCCUGAGCCGUGGCCCGGGGGUCCCGACCCUGAUGUCCCAGGCAUUGAUGAGGCCAGCUCAGCCUGCAGCGUGGUCAUCCCAGACCCAGAGGAGGAGCCAGAGCGCAAGCGAAAGAAGGGCCCUGCUCCAAAGAUGCUGGGCCACGAGCUUUGCCGUGUGUGCGGGGACAAGGCCUCUGGCUUCCAUUACAAUGUACUCAGCUGCGAAGGCUGCAAGGGCUUCUUCCGGCGCAGUGUGGUCCACGGCGGAGCUGGGCGCUAUACCUGCCGGGGUGGUGGGACCUGCCAGAUGGAUGCCUUCAUGCGGCGCAAGUGUCAGCAGUGCAGGCUGCGCAAAUGCAAGGAGGCAGGGAUGAGGGAGCAGUGCGUCCUCUCUGAAGAACAGAUCCGGAAGAAGAAGAUUCGGAAGCAACAGCAGCAGCAACAGCAGCAGCAGUCGCCUGUGGGGCCGGGGGGCAGCAGCAGUACAGCCUCCGGGCCUGGGGCAUCCCCUGGAGGGCCUGAAGUGGGUGCCCAGGGCUCUGGGGAAGGCGAGGGUAUCCAGCUAACAGCGGCUCAGGAACUAAUGAUCCAGCAGUUGGUGGCAGCCCAGCUGCAGUGCAACAAACGCUCCUUCUCUGACCAGCCCAAAGUCACGCCCUGGCCCCUGGGCGCAGACCCCCAGUCCCGAGAUGCCCGCCAGCAGCGCUUUGCCCACUUCACGGAGCUGGCCAUCAUCUCAGUCCAGGAGAUUGUGGACUUUGCCAAACAGGUGCCUGGCUUCCUACAGCUUGGGCGUGAGGACCAGAUUGCUCUCCUGAAGGCGUCCACCAUCGAGAUCAUGCUGCUGGAGACGGCCAGACGCUACAACCACGAGACAGAGUGCAUCACCUUCCUGAAGGACUUCACCUACAGCAAGGAUGACUUCCAUCGUGCAGGCCUGCAGGUGGAGUUCAUCAACCCCAUCUUUGAGUUCUCGCGGGCCAUGCGGCGACUGGGCCUGGACGAUGCUGAGUACGCCCUCCUUAUCGCCAUCAACAUCUUCUCAGCCGACCGACCCAACGUGCAGGAGCCAAGCCGCGUGGAGGCGCUACAGCAGCCCUAUGUAGAGGCACUGCUCUCCUACACGCGCAUCAAGAGGCCGCAGGACCAGCUGCGCUUCCCACGCAUGCUGAUGAAGCUCGUGAGCCUGCGCACUCUGAGCUCUGUGCACUCGGAGCAGGUCUUUGCCCUGCGGCUCCAGGACAAAAAGCUGCCACCUCUGCUGUCUGAGAUCUGGGACGUCCAUGAGUGAGGGGCCAGCCACUCUGCCCCACAGCCUUGCCUGACCACCCUCCGACAGAUGGACACUGUCACCUCUUCCUCCUCCUGGAGUAGAAAGGGGCUUGCCCUGGCCCUGCAGUCCCAUCUUGUGGCUUGGAGCACAGGCCCCGGCCCUGCCAGCCCUUAGCCUUCAGGAUGAGCCCCAGUUGGGGUCCAGGAGGCUUUCCACUGCCCACCGAGUCUUCCAGGAGGGGUAGGUGGGUCACAGGUCCUGAACUCUGACCUUUCCCAGCUGCCCUUCCCACCCAGCUUACACCCCAAGCCCACCAUGCAAUGCACCUUGAACAGAGGAAGGAAAGGGCCCAUGGCUCUCUCCCGCAGCCCAAGAGACCAUAGGACCCUCCUUCCUCUGCUUUUAUUUAAUAAAAACUAAAACAAAACAAAAA
Messenger RNA from Cynocephalus volans (Philippine flying lemur), 2070 nucleotides. RefSeq names its product nuclear receptor subfamily 1 group H member 2 (gene NR1H2). Bases 282 to 1655 code for a protein of 457 amino acids. Gene Ontology annotation, biological process: positive regulation of transcription by RNA polymerase II; cell differentiation; negative regulation of transcription by RNA polymerase II. The transcript has 10 exons. NCBI's taxonomy places the organism in Eukaryota, Metazoa, Chordata, Mammalia, Dermoptera, Cynocephalidae. The record is from RefSeq and is a predicted model, not a curated record. Gene Ontology annotation, molecular function: zinc ion binding; nuclear receptor activity; RNA polymerase II cis-regulatory region sequence-specific DNA binding.